AUGCAAAUACUUCACGAAAUUCUACUUGAGAAAAUGCAAAUUUACGGUAUUAAGGAUAAGGCACAUUUGUUGUUGAGAUCAUAUCUUACUAAUCGCACCCAAAAAUGCCAAGUAAAUGGUGUUGUCUCGUCUGAACACAAAGUUAAGUGUGGUGUUCCUCAAAGCUCCAUUUUAGGUCCUUUAUUUUUCCUAAUAUACAUAAAUGAUUUAUCUGAAUGCCUAAAUAGGACAAAGCCAAGACUUUUUGCAGAAGACACAAACCUCACUGCUUCCGGUGGUACAAUUAAUGAUGUUGAAAAUGCAGCGAACUCUGAUUUGGAAAACCUGAGAAUGUGGUUAAGCGCGAACAAACUGAGCCUAAACAUUGCCAAAACUGAAUUUAUGCUAAUUGGAUCAAGAUCUCUAGUGCAUACUGUUUCAGAUUCAAAUUCAGUUAAACAUAAUGAUUGA
Paramuricea clavata is the source of this 450-nucleotide messenger RNA. Lineage: Eukaryota; Metazoa; Cnidaria; Anthozoa; Malacalcyonacea; Plexauridae. The record is from the annotation of a GenBank genome assembly.